GUGGUGGUGGCAGGGAGGUGGUAGUCGCUCUGACCAGCAGCACACGACAAGCUGUCAACAUGGAGCCUCUGGAGGAAUACCACUCUCCGUUUGACUUUGAACAAGGAGUCAACACCAGCUACCUCUACCUCUCCCCGGCCUACAGUGACACGCCACCCAGCUCGCCAGCUGUCAAAACCAGAGGUUUCCAGCAGCAUCCGGACUCAGUCCCGGAGGUGGGAGAGGAUGCAGUGACGUCCGUCGUUCCCUCCCCCCCUCCACCUGCCAUGACAGAGGAAGAGCGGCAGGAGCUGCAGGAAGAGUUGGUCAAGGUAGAGGACGAGAUCCGAACUCUGACCCAGGUGCUGGCGGCUAAGGAGAAGGAGUUGGCAGACAUUAAGAGGAAGAUGGGCAUCACACCUCUCAAUGAGUUGAAGCAGAACAUCACCAAAACCUGGCAGGAGGUCACCACCUCCACCGCCUAUAAGAGGACAUCUGAAACGCUCUCUCAGGCGGGCCUGAAGGCCACGGCAGCUUUUUCCAAUGUGGGCUCCGCCAUCAGCCGGAAGCUCGAGGAUGUUAGCAUGCGCUCAUUACAACACUCAGCUAGUAUGCCUGCUAUGAGGAACGCACCAACUUUCAAGUCAUUUGAGGAGAAAGUGGAGACUUUGAAGACCAAGAUGACUCCAGCAGCGUCCACCAGUGACCCCGGUGACCAGGAACCCAGCAGCCAAACCACUGAGUCUUUGCUCAGUCAGCCAGAAGACUUGCCCACCCAGGAGACACUGAUGCACUGAGACCUGCCUACCGCACCCCCACCCCCCCCCACCCCCUCCCCCUCCCCCGCCCAGCCCACCCCUCUUCACUUGACUCCCUAACCUCUGGACCAUCAACUCUCACCCCUUAAACUCCUCGUGCCAGUCUCCUUUUAUUGGAAACAAAUGACUUACCCCAGUCUUUGUGAUCUAAUUGUCUGGUCUUUUUGUCUGACGCGUGUGCUCACUAGUUAACUGGAAAGCUUGGGAUGGGUGCAGGCAUGUGGUCUCGUGCCGGUCGUAUAUUUUUGAGUCCAUUCUGGCUCACUGUGGGAGAAAUCCUCCAUGCUGUAUGACUUUCAUUUUCUCCUUUUCAUUUUCCUCUUUCACUCCUUAUUCUCCGCCUUUGUCUAACCAGAAAAGCUCAGAUGCCAAAUGUUCUCCUAUUUUUUUUCUUUAUAUCAAAGUAACACAUUUUCACAUUUUGUUUGUUUGAGUCUAGAAAACCGCACAAAUAUAGAAGGAAUUACACUUACAAACUUGAUUAGAGAAGGAUUUACUCUCAAAAACUUUACUUUACAGUUGUUGGCUUAUUGCUUCUGCGUGGCCCUUUAUUAUUAUAUGUUGGAUUUUAUUAUAAGCACUUGCUUUGUGCCACCAUUUUGGGGCUAUUCUUGGUUUACUAUGGUUACUUUUGUGGGGCCAUCAAGACUUCCAUUUUCUUAACUGUAUUAAUUUUAGGACACCACACGAUCAUAAAGUAGUCUAACACUGUGUUCAGAUUAUAAAUGUAUGCCUUUUUGUGUCAUAUAAGUACAACAUUUUGUGAAAUGUAACCCACGGUAUUGAACUACUACUGAGCUCCCAACAGACUUCAAAAUACAAGCAUUUCAGAAUAAAAAGCAUCCCGUUUUUCCCCUGUUAAGACCCUGACAGAAAAUAAUCUCCACACUUAGUUAACAGGAAAACAGCCAAGAUCAUGAGAACAGAGGCAGCGCAAACACACAGUCAAGGUUCAGCCUUGACCCGAGGUGAGAGUGAAAUAAAUGUGUCUCUUCCUGAGCCAGUAUCAAUAUUUAAACACUUGUCCAUUGUUUCUGUGAGGGAGCUAACACCUAGCCUCCCCCAAGGCCAAGAGAAUACUCCACUGGAUGUUACUCUGUACACUGAUACAGGAUAAUAUAGUACAGUAGUUUACACCAAAUAAUAUACAAGUUUUUUUCUCCCCCCCCCUCCUGUUAAACUGUUUUGAGAAGUUUCUGGGAUAUUGCAUAAAAUGAUCAAAAUCUGCUUCUUUUGAUAGAGUCUUGGCAAACCACAGGAUUAUAUACAGUAUUUGCUGGAAAAGCUGCUUUCAUACAGACCAAACCCCUUUUCUAAAUGUUAAAUGUAUGAAUUAGGUAAUAUCAAUGUUACUAUCAAUCACAAUUUUCUUGAGUUGGCAUUACAAUCUCAUGUUGCUUCAUACAAUUAUAUCCGAGACACUAUAAAACUACUGAACAGUUACUCUCACCACACACUAGUCUAGUUGCACGGGGCUACUGAUGGAUGUUAAAUAAAACUUGAAGGUCAAACAGAGCCAAACGGGGGACAUUCCUCUCUGCUGGGGCAUGAUCGGCCUGGUACAAGUCUUCCCCUGCUGGUGGACGACUGGCUAAACAUGAAUGUGGAUCAGCUCUCUCAACAGCAGUCUUGUUAACCAUUAGUGAAGCAAAUCGUGAGUGUUUUGUUUGCAGCAGUGGGGUUUCAACAGUAAUACAGUAUCGCAUGUCCUCGUGUAAUGUCACUUUCCAGCCAUGACCCAGAUCACUGAGAAACUUCAUUAUGGCUUUUUUAUCUCAGCCAUAGGGAUUUUAUUUGUAAUUAGUCAUACAUAUAACACACACAUACACACUUAUUUGAUGGGUUCUUAAUUUGAAUAGUGGAUUAAAUAAAGUUACUCUAAUUAAAAAUACCUCUGAAGUAACCUGA
Seriola aureovittata is the source of this 2705-nucleotide messenger RNA. It is a transcript of the gene tpd52, whose product is annotated as tumor protein D52. Gene Ontology annotation, biological process: B cell differentiation. The coding region runs from base 60 to 776 and encodes 238 amino acids. Gene Ontology annotation, cellular component: cytoplasm. The record is from RefSeq and is a predicted model, not a curated record. Lineage: Eukaryota; Metazoa; Chordata; Actinopteri; Carangiformes; Carangidae. The transcript has 7 exons.